AUGGGGGGGAGUACAGGAGAAAUAUGCCGCAUAUUUAAACCCUUCAACAUUCCAGACCAUCAAAGGGCGGCAUCACAGUCAGAGCUCGGAUCUGCGUCUGCAACAGCUGCGUCUGCGUCAGCUACACAAGUUAUGGCACCAACUUCGGUGACACCUACUGCAGCACCAGCGCCAGCAGAGAUUCCAAGGAUGUCUUUACCACCAGCAACGGUGGGAACACUCCCCAAGGUCCCAGUUUCGGGUGCUGAGCAGCCACCCCCUCUAAGGAGAUCUGGAAGGGUUAUCAGAGGUCCAGAAACAUUGAGCGAUUGUGUUUCGUAUUAA
Porites evermanni is the source of this 324-nucleotide messenger RNA. The record is from the annotation of a GenBank genome assembly. Lineage: Eukaryota; Metazoa; Cnidaria; Anthozoa; Scleractinia; Poritidae.